Messenger RNA from Salvia hispanica, 2451 nucleotides. Its product is annotated as ARM repeat superfamily protein. NCBI's taxonomy places the organism in Eukaryota, Viridiplantae, Streptophyta, Magnoliopsida, Lamiales, Lamiaceae. Gene Ontology annotation, cellular component: GID complex. Gene Ontology annotation, biological process: proteasome-mediated ubiquitin-dependent protein catabolic process. Gene Ontology annotation, molecular function: protein binding. The record is from RefSeq and is a predicted model, not a curated record.
AUAGAAAUCAAUCAUCUGUGCUGAAACACAAUCACACCACAAUCACCACCGCACCUCCUCCUCCGCCACCGCCGCUCCGACUAGGUCGCAUCCUCCGGCGGGGUCAGAUUUCAAACUUCCAUCAAUCAUCCCCUCGGCGAAUUUUCCACCCGCAGCGAUGCCGGCCUCUGUGGCUUCGAAUCAAUCCAGCAGCCCCGAGGACUUGAUCGGGCGGCUGAGCUCAGCGCAGGCGCCGCACGAGGCUAAGCUGAAAGCGCUGAGGGACUUGAAGAACCAGAUAAUAGGAAAUCGCACGAAAAAGCUGGCCUUCCUGAAGCUCGGCGCCGUGCCUUCAAUCGUCGCUAUUCUCGCCUCUUCUGCUGCCGCCUCCAGCAGCGACUUCCACGACUCGUUUCUGAUCCAGUCUGCGGCGGCUAUCGGGAGCUUUGCAUGCGGAUUGGAUGCGGGAGUGAAGGCUGUGCUGGAUGCUGGGGCUUUUCCCAUUCUCUUCAGUCUAAUUUCCCAUCCAAAUCAGAAAGUUGUUGAUGCAAGUGCCCGAUCACUUAAAUUGAUCUAUCAGUCAAAAUUGGCUCCAAAUUAUGAUUUUCUUCAAGAAAAAAAUAUGGAGUUCCUCCUAUCACUACUGAACAGGGAGAAUGAGAAUGUUACUGGUCUUGCUGCAAGCAUUAUCACGCAUUCAUGCCAAACCACUAUCGAGCAGCAGGUAUUGAGUGAAGCUGGAGUUAUAAAAAGGCUUGUUGGUCUUCUUGGGGGUUCUCUAAUUCAGCGGGAUGCUAGCUUGGAAUCUUUGGCUGCUGUCAUCAAGAAUAAUCCAGAAGUUGCGUCAAGGUUCAUAGUGCCUGAAAAUGGAAGGGAAUUAAGUAUUGUGAUUGAGCUGAUGAAGGAUAAGUGCCCUCGGACGAGGUUAUUAGCCUGUAUGUGCCUGAUCAACAUAAGAAAUGCUUCAGUGUCAAGUCUUCAAGACCCAGGAAUUAAAAAUAAAUUGGUGCUGAUAUUACUUGAGCUUCUUGAUGAUCCUGGUCAAGUUGGUGAUGAGGCUCCCUUUGUGAUGUCCAAUUUGAUUUCUGAAAAAGAAGAUCUGCAUCAAAUAGCCUUUAAUGCAAAUGUUGUUGAGAAGCUAUGUGAAAACUUAAAUAAAGGUUCAUUCAGGUCCAAACGUUCCGAAGGGAUAUUUCUAGCACUGUCUGAUCUCUGCUCAAAGCUGGAAUGCUGCCGCGAAAAGGUCCUUGAAUUAAAGGUGUUAGCUUCUGUUAGGGAAGCAUUGGUUCAUGAUAGUGCUGAAGUGCGUGCUGCAGCUUGCAUUUUCUUGAAGAAUGUUGCCCGUUCUAUCAAGAGUUUGAGUGCAGGUACCUUUAUGAAUGAAGAGAUUGUGGUUCCUUUAGUUCAACUAAUGGGUAGCUCCUUUACUUCUGAGCAGGUUGCUGCUCUGGGGGCUAUAAGCAAUGUGGUGGUUGAUUUCAGUGCAAAUAAAUCAGUGUUCACACAAUGUGGAGGUGUGACACAGCUGGUUCUGCUUUCAAAGUCUGUUGAAUCCACUAUUAGAACCAAUGCUGUAUGGGCCUUAAAGAAUCUCACAUUCCUUGGAAACAACCAAUGUAAAGAAGAGAUUUUGCUGGAACUAUCAACAUCCACGUUAACAAGCCUCAUCAGUGACCCUGAAGCAUCUGUCCAAGAGCAAACUUUGGCGCUUGUUCGUAAUCUUGUAGAUGGCACUGUAAACUCAAUCGAUUAUGUGUUUGGGGAGGACGCUCUUCUCCUGCAUUCUAUAGGAAGGCAAUUACGGAGCAAUGUGAAAGCUGAAGUUCUGGUUCAAGGUAUGUACGUCCUCAGCAAUGUGGCUUCUGGGAACGAGCACCACAAAGAAGCCGUAAUGAGCGAACUUUUUGGACAGGCAGGCAAUAAUACAGAGUCGAUAUUGGUCAGAUUUUUGCAGAGUAGUAACAGCCAACUGCGUACCGCUGCUGUUUGGGCUAUUGUAAAUCUUACUCUUCCAAGCAGUCCAGGUGCAUGUGGCAGGGUUACGGAAUUCUGGAAUGCGGGGAUUGUUACUCAACUUAAGAAUAUGGUGAAUGACCCUUGUCUCGAUGUCAAGCUGCAAGCCAGAACUGCUCUUAAACAGCUGAUGACAUUCGGGGAUGCUUCAACAUGAGUGUGUCUUAAAUAUGCCACUUCCUCGACGAACGCUCUAUGAAAACAUGUCACUCCCGUGCCAUGGAUUGGGGUCAAUUGAACUUGUGCAGCUCUCUUGAUGAGAUUUUGGGUUUUGUUUGAUCACCACCAUGAUUCAUGCAAGGAUUUUUGGUAAAUAUAGUCGAAGCCACGAGGGUGAAAUGUGUACCAAUCACAUAGCUAAUGUAUUCGAACUGGAAAUUGCACUAUCAUUCUUUGGACUAUGUACAUCUUAAAUAUGGCCGAAGACUCCUUUUAUUCUGGACAUGAAUUUAGAAUGUA